Miniopterus natalensis is the source of this 2234-nucleotide messenger RNA. NCBI's taxonomy places the organism in Eukaryota, Metazoa, Chordata, Mammalia, Chiroptera, Miniopteridae. The record is from RefSeq and is a predicted model, not a curated record.
CCUCUCCCUCCCCCGCUGACCUGACCAGCUAACUCCCUCUGUCCUCCAGGAAUUAGUAGAAGCUGCCCCUUGGUGGAGUCCUCCCAGACUCCCCUUCUUGGUGCCACCCUAGGGACUGAUAUCUUGCCUCACUCCCCAGCACACCCUGCGCUUUGGACAUAUUUACAUAGUACUCAUUGUCCUAAAUGGCUGAAUCUUGUCAGCAAAAUGCUUUUGGGUAGUGGUUGCUCUUCCUGAAAAACCAUUCCCUUCAUCUGGGAAACUGGACCACAAAGGAUAUCUGUCCAUCUUUUAGGCUUAGCUCUGACGUCACCACUUUGCUCAUCAAACAUUUAUUGGGCACUGGCAUCAGACGCUGAGCUAAAGGCUGGAAUUACCCUGAUGCUGCUCACAGUGCACUGAGCUGGACCAGAUCUGCAUUUCUUUUGACGAAGGCAAAACCACAAUGAACUUUGUGGAGGCAGCACUGCUGAUCCAGGGCUCUGCCUGUGUCUACAGUAAGAAGGUUGAAUACCUCUACUCGCUGGUCUACCAGGCCCUCGAUUUCAUCUCUGGCAAGAGGCGGGCCAGGCAGCUCUCAGUGCAGGAAGACGGGACCAGUAGGGACGCCAGCUCCAGGGCCUCCCGGCAGGUGGAGGAUGAGUUCCUGUCACUGGAUGACCUGCCUGACACCCGUGCUAAUGUGGACCUGAGGAGUGAGCAGGCCCCCAGCGAGGUCGUCAUCGCCCCUCUCCUGCCUAUGGCCCUGGUAGCCCUGGAUGAGACAGAGAAAAACAACAACCCCCUGUACAGCUGUCAGGGGGAGGUCCUGGCCAGUCGGAAGGAUUUUAGGAUGAAUACGUGCAUCCCUCACCCCCGAGGAGCCUUCAUGUUGGAGCCGGAGGGCUUGUCCCCCAUGGAGACACUGCUGCCGAGGAGGGAGGCUGGGAGGGCUGAGGAGCAGCCAAUGGAAGUCUCUGUGAUCAGGAGUUCGGUCCCUGUGCCCAGCAUCUCCCCGGAGCCAGGCACCUCUCCAGAAGGCCCGAUGCCCGGAGGUGGGGGUGAGGAUGAUGAUGCAGAAGGGGCGGCAGAGCUCCCUGAGGCCAUGGCCCCUGAGGUCCCUCUGGAGCCCCAGGAGCCCAGGAGCCCGCAGCAGAGCACUGUCCAGCCGAGGAGGUUCGAGCUGCGGGAGAGGCGGGAGGCCAUGGAGCCUGUGUCCCAGCUGAAGGAAACUCCAGACCCCUGGCAGAGCCUGGACCCCUUCAACUCCCUGGACUCUAAGCCCUUCAAGAAAGGUAGGCCCUACUCUGUGCCCGCCUGCGUGGAGGAGGCUCCAGGACAGAAGCGCAAGAGGAAGGGUGCCACCAAGCUUCAGGACUUCCACCAGUGGUACCUGGCCACCUAUGCUGACCAUGCUGACAGCAGGAGGCCCCGGAGAAAGGGCCCGUCCUUUGCAGACAUGGAGGUUCUGUACUGGAAACACGUGAGGGAGCAACUGGAGACCCUCCGGAAACUGCAGAGGAGGGAGGUAGCUAAGCGCUGGCUGCCGAGGGCCCAGGAGGGGCUGUGGCCUGUAGAGGAGGACCGCCUGGAGGACUCCCUGGAGGAACUGGGGGCAGCAGCAGAUGACUUUCUAGAGCCCGAAGAGUAUGCAGAGCCCGAUGGGGCAAAGCCCGGGGAAGCUGCAGACCUGGAAGCAGAGGCCAUGCCAGCAUCCCUGAGCUAUGAGGAGCUGGUCCGAAGGAAUGUGGAGCUCUUCAUCACCACAUCUCAGAAGUUCGUCCAGGAGACGGAGCUGAGCCAGCGAGUCAGGGACUGGGAGGACAGCAUCCAGCCCAUGCUCCAGGAGCAGGAGCAGCAUGUGCCCUUUGAUAUCCACAUUUAUGGGGACCAGAUGGUCUCAAGGUUUAGUCAGCUCAAUCAGUGGUGUCCCUUUGCAAAGUUGGUGGCUGGCCAGCCUGCCUUCGAGGUGUGUCGCGCCAUGCUGGCCUCCCUGCAACUGGCCAAUGACCACACAGUAGAGAUCACCCAGCAGCCGGGGCUGGAGGCAGCUGUGGACACCAUGUCCCUAAGGCUGCUCACACAUCAGCGGGCCCACAAGCGUUUCCAGACCUACGCCGCCCCCUCUAUGGCUCAGCCCUGAGUGGGAGCCCUGACCCCAUGGAUGUUGGGCACACACCUGCUCACUCCACGCUUGCUUCCUGGCUGGCCCAGCCUAAUAAAGUGGUGUUGCCAUCCCACCUGUCCCAUUAAAA